Molecule: messenger RNA, 1242 nt
Organism: Sphenostylis stenocarpa
Lineage: Eukaryota; Viridiplantae; Streptophyta; Magnoliopsida; Fabales; Fabaceae
Source: the annotation of a GenBank genome assembly
AUGAAUUUCAAGAGCUUCGGGAAUGAAGCUGGCGGUGGCGACGGCGGAGGGAGGCCGGCGGGGAAUUUCUCCCUGACGCGGCAGCCGUCGGUGUACUCGCUGACGUUCGACGAGUUCAUGAACAGCAUGGGAGGUUCGGGGAAGGACUUUGGCUCCAUGAACAUGGACGAGUUGCUGAAGAACAUUUGGACGGCGGAGGAGGUUCAGACAAUGGCGUCGGCCGGCGUCGCCGCCGAUGACGGAGGCGUCGGCGUCAGCCAUUUACAGCGGCAGGGGUCGCUGACGCUGCCGCGGACUCUCAGCCAGAAGACAGUGGAUGAGGUUUGGAAGGACAUUUCUAAGGAUUAUGGUGGCCACGGAGGGCCCAAUCUGGCACAGACGCCGAGACAGCCCACUCUGGGAGAGAUGACGUUGGAGGAGUUCUUGGUUAGAGCUGGUGUUGUUAGAGAAGAUGCGAAGCCAAACGACGGCGUUUUCAUGGAUCUGGCUCGUGCAGGGAAUAACAACGGUUUGGGGUUUGGGUUCCAGCAGAUGAACAAGGUUUCUGCUACUACCGGUUUGAUGGGUAACCGGUUGAACAAUGAUCCACUGGUGGGUCUUCAGUCUUCUCCCAACUUGCCUUUGAAUGUUAAUGGGGUGAGAUCAUCCAAUCAGCAGCCACAGAUGCAGAGUCCACAGUCUCAGCAACAGCAGCAGAUAUUUCCUAAGCAGAGUGCUAUGUCUUAUGCAGCUGCUCAGUUGCCCCAGGGAAUGGUGAGGGGUGGAAUUGUGGGGCUUGGGGGUGAUCAGGGUUUGAGCGUGCAAGGUGGAGGAAUUGGUAUGGUUGGUUUGGCACCAGGUUCAGUUCAUGUUGCUACUGGGUCUCCUGCUGCUAACCAAAUAUCCGGUGAUAAGAUGGCCAAGAGCAAUGGUGAUACCUCGUCUGUGUCACCUGUUCCUUAUGUCUAUAACGGCGGUCUGCGAGGGAGGAAGAGUGGAGGAGCUGUGGAGAAGGUGAUUGAGAGGAGGCAGAGAAGAAUGAUAAAAAAUAGAGAGUCAGCUGCCAGGUCACGGGCACGCAAGCAGGCUUAUACCAUGGAAUUGGAAGCAGAAGUUGCAAAGUUAAAAGAGGAGAACCAAGAACUUCAGAAAAAACAGGCUGAAAUCAUGGAAAUUCAGAAAAAUCAAGUUAAGGAAAUGAUGAAUUUGCAGCGAGAAGUCAAGAGAAGACGCCUAAGACGAACACAAACUGGUCCGUGGUAG